This is a messenger RNA of Merops nubicus (carmine bee-eater), 306 nucleotides long. It is a transcript of the gene G0S2, whose product is annotated as G0/G1 switch 2. Lineage: Eukaryota; Metazoa; Chordata; Aves; Coraciiformes; Meropidae. Bases 1 to 306 code for a protein of 101 amino acids. The transcript has a single exon. Gene Ontology annotation, biological process: positive regulation of extrinsic apoptotic signaling pathway. The record is from RefSeq and is a predicted model, not a curated record. Gene Ontology annotation, cellular component: mitochondrion.
AUGGAAACCAUGCAUGAGCUGAUCCCCUUUGCCAAAGAAGUGCUCAGCCAGAAGCCCAACAGGAAAAUGGUCAAGCUGUACAUGCUGGGCAGCGUGCUGGCUUUCUUUGGCGUGGUCAUUGGGCUGGUGGAGACGGUGUGCAGUCCUUUCACCUCGGAGGGGAGGCUAGAGGAGGAGGAGGAGAAGAAACCUGCCCCUAUGCAAGAGCAAACGGUUCCCCAGAAACAGGAGGAUUUGAUAGUGGAAAAAAGCAAGAAGCCGGUGGCAGUGCAGAGGGCCCUGGUGACCAGACAGGCUGGCCACUAA